This is a messenger RNA of Cicer arietinum (chickpea), 762 nucleotides long. RefSeq names its product AT-hook motif nuclear-localized protein 16-like. NCBI's taxonomy places the organism in Eukaryota, Viridiplantae, Streptophyta, Magnoliopsida, Fabales, Fabaceae. The record is from RefSeq and is a predicted model, not a curated record. Gene Ontology annotation, cellular component: nucleus. Gene Ontology annotation, biological process: vegetative to reproductive phase transition of meristem. Gene Ontology annotation, molecular function: DNA-binding transcription factor activity; minor groove of adenine-thymine-rich DNA binding.
AUGUUUGGUGAAAUGGAACACAAGCAAGAACAAGACAAUGAUAACCAGAAUCAUAUGUCUGGUAUUGAUGUUACAUUAAUAUCUCCUAAAGUUCCAAAAUCUGUUUCACCAGUUUCUUCUGCAGCCGAGGGGGAAACCUUAAAGCGGCCACGCGGACGCCCAGCAGGUUCCAAAAACAAGCCUAAGCCGCCAAUUAUUGUCACUAGAGAUAGUGCUAAUGCACUUAAAGCUCAUGCUAUGGAAGUGAGUUCUGGCUGUGAUGUGAAUGAGAGUUUGUUAAACUUCGCAAGGAGAAAGCAACGUGGUCUUUGCAUACUUAAUGGCACUGGUUGUGUGACAAAUGUAACGCUGCGCCAACCGGCUUCAUCUGGUGCCAUUGUGACUCUUCAUGGUCGAUUCGAGAUUCUCUCGUUGUUGGGGUCGAUUCUCCCCCCACCAGCACCACCAGGAAUCACUGGUUUGACAAUUUAUUUAGCAGGUGCUCAAGGACAAGUUGUUGGAGGUGCUGUGGUUGGUGCUUUGAUUGCUUCAGGACCUGUUGUGAUCAUGGCUGCGUCAUUCAUGCACGCCACUUUCGAUCGUCUGCCGCUGGAAGACGAUGAACUUGCUGCUGCAAUGCAGAAUCAGCAUUACCAAAAUGGACGCACGCAUCAUCUCGAUAUCUCUGACUUAUAUGCAAUGCCGCAGAACCUCCUCAUGAAUGGUGCAAUGCCUCCUGAGAUUUACUCCUGGGCACCAGGGCGAAACUUGUCAAAAACCUGA